Capronia epimyces CBS 606.96 is the source of this 2283-nucleotide messenger RNA. RefSeq lists its product as uncharacterized. The transcript has a single exon. Bases 1 to 2283 code for a protein of 760 amino acids. The record is from RefSeq and is a predicted model, not a curated record. NCBI's taxonomy places the organism in Eukaryota, Fungi, Ascomycota, Eurotiomycetes, Chaetothyriales, Herpotrichiellaceae.
AUGCUUCGAAAAUGGAGACUCCCGCGAGCAGCACGCCUGACUCGGCUUCGGGCAACGCUUCGUUUGAGGUCUCUACUCGCCACUCUAGUCAAAACAAUCCACGUUCCCGAUCCAAACAUACCGCUGUACCUUGAAAAUGGAGACCCGAAUCCCGUUUACGAUGCAUACCUUUGCACGCUGGCAUGCGUGGUCAUGAUCUGUCCCAAUCUCGAGGCCCUCACUGGCUUCGUCCCAUUUUACAAUCACACGUUUGAUCGAUUGACCUACGCUUUGUCGACAAGACCAAGAUUGCGCCAGCAUAUCUGGGUCAUAGCCGAGAACGACGACAUCAGAUCACGGUGUCAAGAGCAGCUGGCCCCAGGACUUUUGGAUGAAUACCAGAGAUAUCAAUUCGUACAGUACCACGAGCGGUGGAAGUUGCUGGAAACUCUCAUGCUAUGCUCACCCGGAGGCCUUGGUGUGAUUGAACAUGAUCUAUUUGUUGAUGUUCUUCAUUCUCUACCAUCGCUCAGACAUCUUUGCGUUUCUUCCUUCGACGCCGAUGAUUUUCAUGACGGCACUUUGGCGGCCCUCCCCCCAAUAGCUUCUCUACGCCUUGAAGAAUGCUAUGGAGUCACAGAUGUUGGCCUAACUAAAUGGGCUUCAAGCCCAAAUGCCACUCACAUAGAAAAACUAAGCCUGGUACAUCAGAAUAUUGUUAGUUUGCUCACACUGUCAAAGAUCUUUACCAGUUUGGAUGGAUUGAUCAAAUUCAGCAUUGUGCAAAACGACGUCCAACCUUCUUUGCCUGUCGAAAAGGGACUUGUCGUCAUCCAACCUGUACUAGCCUCAGAAUCGCUGAGAUUCCUCCACUGGGACAUUUUCUGCGACGAGGUAGAGUCCUCCAUGGGUCCAAAUAUUUACCAGACACUUCACCAGCCCUUCGGGAACCAUCCACUACAUUCACCAUGGAAUCAGUCCAUCCGAACACCUCACCAUAUGCCGAACACACAGCUUGCUCUCUCAAUAGCAUACAGAGGGUUCCCGUCAUUGAGACAACUGCGAGCACCCCGUGACAUUUCCCCUUGGGGUGUUCUGCAUUCAGUGUGCCAACCCACGGUCAGCGGGUACUCCCUGUUAUUGGAUGACCACCUGCAUCUGCGUCAAUUUCAAGAGAAUCCAAGUUCAAGUUCCCUACGCGUGGCGCGUGUGCGAGCUCAUGUUAUCGUUGAACAAAUGGUAAAGGAGAGGUCCGCUCAGACCUCCGCUGCAUCGGAUCCUUCAAUGGCACAUUUCAUUAACGAUGACCCUCUCUUCCCGCAGCAACUUACGGGCGAAGGAUCAACCUCCUCUGUCGAUCCGCAGGCCAAUGAUGUCUCUAUUCUAUCAGACAAAAGUGCACAGCCUACCGAAACUCGGCCGGGCCACCGUCUAUACCAACUUCCUCCUGUUGCCUCCGAUCAUAGAGCGAAUUGCCCUUCUACGGGAGACCCGGACAAAGAAGUGGUUGCAGACUCAAAGAGGAUGACUUGCAUUCCUGCGUCUGAUAGCUCGGAGAGAGAGAGUAUAUGUCAAUGCGAACUGGGAUCAGCAACAAGUAGAGGGAGUAUCUGCGAUUGCACCAGUGAUACAAUCUCGAAUCCAGAUCUCUCUAGCCUUGGCUCGCUUCCUCCUCAAAAUCCUCGGCGCCCCGGACCUCUCCCGGUCCAUCAGCUCAAUCCACCUUCUGCAGCUGAUUUGCGGCCAGAAGAGCGUCAUAGGAAACCACCGUCAGUUCGUCCUCCGACCACUGUCAUCCCGGCUGACGGGCCAGAUCCCCCAGUCUUAUAUCUGGUGCCAGAUGUACCUGGGCACGAUGGAAAUGGCGGGUUAAUUGGCUGGGGUGACCUACUCAAGAUCAGCGAGAAAGUAAAAGGAGUUGCCAGUAGGAAGCUAGGCCACGCGGCCCAUAGAGGCGGCAUGUGCAACAUGCAAGAGGACAGUGAAGAUGAAAGUAUCACAGAGUCAGAGCAGAAAGAACAAGGCAUGUGUACAGGCCGGUGGAAUCGUGGAUCCAGAUCAAGUGAUGGAAGCGGGGAGGUCUUUUUCAUCAAGAAGAUAUUGACCUCGCCGUCGAUGACGAGCAUGCGGUCAGCGCCAGAGAACAAGGCCAAGGCGAAGUCGAAAUCGAAAUCCACUUCGAGGCUGUCAUUGCCGCUUGGAUUGAAAUCCCCAAGCAAGAUCGAAGACAUCGACAGGUGGAGUCACGUUGCAAGGCCGAGAGGGAAUAGGGGUGGCUGCAUCGGCGUCGAGGACUUCUUUUAA